AACAUUAAUCACAUGUAUGAGUUGUCAGAAGGAAGAAACAAUAGAGGAUUUUAGGCCGGAGCUGAGAAUGCGAGCCAUGGGCGAUGAAUGAUGCCGCUGCGCUUGCGAAGUGUCCGCAGGUGACUCACCUGCGCGAACCGGCCGCGUGCUCGCGCUUUAACAAGUCAUGCAGAAUAAAUUCGUCGCGUGCAGAGCAGUGCGCAAAGAAGCAGGAUACGGAUCCGGAAUGGAAGAGUAGCUGAUACAUACACCUGAUCCGUGCAUGCCAUGGGGAACUGCUGGGCUCGAUGUUUUGGGCUCUUUAGAAGGGAAGCUAACAGGAUACAAAGAGGAGGAGGGUCAAAAUACUUCAAAAGCAGCACCGCUGGGGAACACUAUACCAUUGAGUUUGAGAACCUUGUUGAGAGCGAUGAGGGUGAGAGCUCACAAAGCUGCUCCAGACCCAUCAGUGAAGAGGAGAUUGGUCACUUGAAGGAGCAGUGCUAUGCUGCCAUCUCAGACAAACAGGUGCUGAUCGACGAAAAGCUGAAUGCAGAGUUAUUGGCAGAAGAGGAGAAGUUAAGGCUAGAAGAGGAGGCUGUUUUUGCAGCUCAGCGUGAGGCAGCGCGGCUCGCUAUGGAACGAAAGCUAAAGGAGGGGAAGCAGCCACAAAGGACCAAACCCAGAUCAGACCCAAAGAGCAGUGACCCUCGGCACAAAACCAAAGUGUCAGAUGCAGAGUUUGAGGUGUACCUGCAGAGUGUGAAGGCUCAAUCUGAAGCCUUUCGCUGUAACAGACUCAGUUCUGAAACGAAUGUGGUGACCCCAAACACAGAGAGCAGCUGGGACUUCACCAGUAAGACUGACGCCACCUCACUGGACCUGGAAUGGGAGGAUGAGGAGGGAAUUAUCCGGAUGGGUCCUGCAUGGGAGCGUUCCAAAACAGAGGAGGACAUUUUACGGGCAUCACUUCGUCCCGGCGGGAAACAGCUGGACAGUGGCCCCACCUCCACAUCUGAGGACUCUAAUGCUUUGGAGUGGGAGAAUGACUUUGUAAGCGCACAUCCUGAGGACAGUGGUGACCAUGGCGAUGAGGACUUUGAUGGAUUUGUUAAUCCAGUACUGGACACGCCCACUGAGGAGGCGGGGCAUAAGGCCAGCUCUGACGAACAAGAGAGAUAGUCUACAGCAAAAGACAGUGAGACUACAGUAACUUCAAAUGCCUCAUUCAGAUUCAGUGUGAUAUGAUUGCAGACGGUCCCUUAAACCUAAUAAAACUAAACCCAUAAUUCUCAGUGUAGGAGAGAAAAUACAAGGAACACGAAAUGCUUUAUAUCAUUUCUGUAUUUCAGUAUUGGGUGAAUAUCAUGAAAAUCUGAGUCAUGAUCUAUCCCCCCCCCAAAAAAAAAUGUUUUUAUUUAUUUAUUGCAAAAAAUUGCAAAAAAAUCAAUACAAUACAUUUAAGCAUGAUAUUUCUCAAUAUAAAAGGGACAGUUCACCCAAAAAUGAUUUACUGACCCUCAAAUUGUAACAAACGUGUAUGAGUUUCUUCCUUCUGUUUAACAAAAAAAAAAAAGAUAUUUUGAAGAACUGUAACUAGUCAGUUGCUGGUAGCCAUUCACUUCCAGUGUUUCUUACAGGUUUGGAACGACAUGAGGGUAAGUAAAUAAUGACAAAAGUUCUUCUUUGGGUGCACUAUCCCUCUGGGACUAUUUAAAUAAAGGGAUAAGCUCAGUGGUCUCAGCAAAAAAAUAAAAUAAAUAAAUGAAAAAUACUUAAAUCUUAAUGGGACUAGCAAAAGGCUUCAUUUUCUUUAUGUAAAAUCUCAUUUCUUUUGGGAUGUAAUAUGACCUGGUCAUGUUCUUGAUAGAUUUUCACGAGAUUCACUCCAUUAGGUCACAGAUUCAUUAGGAUUUGUGUUCCACAGGUUAAUUUGCUCCUGUUUUGAAUCAUUAGAUUCAUCUUUAAUUUAUUUAUAUUUUGGUAACUGGGUUGAGUUUUUAAAUUAACUCUGGAAAUGUUUUAAUACUUCAUCUGAUAAAAAUGUUUUACUUUAGCCUUAUUUCAGAGGUAUUCAUUGGGGAACUGAAUCAAGAGCAAUUUUAGAAGAUGAGAAAAGUUUCUUGUAAUCCACUGAUGUUUUCCAGACCCAUCAUAAGUUUUUAUUUGUAUGUUUAUUUUUAAGUCAUAUCAGUCAGACCAUCUCUUCUUAUUUAACGUAUGUGACUGUCAGGGAAUGAGUCAAUUGACAGUUUUAAGGAAAAUAAAUAAUUUCUAAAAAUGUA
This is a messenger RNA of Cyprinus carpio (common carp), 2264 nucleotides long. RefSeq names its product AP-1 complex-associated regulatory protein-like. Gene Ontology annotation, molecular function: AP-1 adaptor complex binding. Gene Ontology annotation, biological process: negative regulation of substrate adhesion-dependent cell spreading; negative regulation of cell motility; regulation of Arp2/3 complex-mediated actin nucleation. The record is from RefSeq and is a predicted model, not a curated record. Lineage: Eukaryota; Metazoa; Chordata; Actinopteri; Cypriniformes; Cyprinidae.